Zootoca vivipara (common lizard) is the source of this 10098-nucleotide messenger RNA. The record is from RefSeq and is a predicted model, not a curated record. NCBI's taxonomy places the organism in Eukaryota, Metazoa, Chordata, Lepidosauria, Squamata, Lacertidae.
GGCGACCCGCCCCCGGCCGGCGCGUGAUUGUCUCAGCUUUAAAUGGAGGGUCUCGGAGCGCUGCUUUCUCUUCCCCCUCCUCCCCUCCCUUUCCGCCUCCGCCUCUCUCUCCAUCGGCAGGUAGUCCAACAGGCCGACCAGGAACGGUGAGUGUUUGACUUACUGGCAGACAAGCCUGAGUCGGAAGCAAGUUACUCGGAAGCAAGUUCCGUUGUGUCCCUCUCGGCAGCCUGAGGGGCUCCCCUGCCCCGGGGUGGUUGUCGCAUCUCGGCCAAGUUUCCCCACGGGUGGAAUAGGGUUUUCCCGUCCCGUCUUCCAAAAGAAAAAAAAAAGAGGUGUGCAGGGCUGAGAAGGGAAAGCAGCUCUCCUUUUCAUUGGGACUUUUUUGGAGGUGGGGAAGGUAUUUUCCGUUUUUUCCUUUUCCCACUUACGUCCUCCCUCCCAGACAGACCCUCUUGAACCCAGCUUCGUGAGAAACCGGGGCCGCUGGUGGUGAGGGGUCCCUGCCGUGCAGGAACUUUGCUUUCUUUUAAAAUAGGAGGGUCGUUUUGAAACAAAAGUAAACUCUGAUCCCAGGAUGAGGGCCCCUGCGAGCUUGUGGGAUGCGCGUCUCUCCCAUCAGGAGAAAUGUGGGCUUCCUUUAAAUCGGAAGUGAACUUUUAAUUGAAGCUGGGGGCCACUGGGGGCCUGGUUGAGUGUAUGAGAGAGUCGGUCCAUGCUUAGUUUAGGAGGAAUUAAUCUUUCUUAGCGUUUUUCCUUUUUAAACCAAUAUGCCUGGAUCGGAUAUUAGGGGGCAUGGGUGAACUUUGGUAGGUCCUUGUGUACCCUCUUGUUAGGCCUCUGUUCUAAUAUCAUCAAGAUAUGAAGAGGCCCAUGUUUCCUGUGUGCAGGGGACAAGGGUGUUGCAUCAAAACUUCUAUUGCUGAGAAUACAGUAUGUAGGAUGGGUUGGAAACCUUUUGCUGUCUUGUAAAUACUGUUAGGAAGGUUGCACCCCAACCCACAAUCUCUGCAAAACUGUGCACUGAGAUUCCAGGGGGUUCUAGGCGCUCCAAGGGUUGUUGGGAAGAUUGCUAGUGCCUUUAAUGGUUUAUUUAACAUAUUUACACCUGGAAGUCUGCAGUGAAGGAGAAGGUGCAGAGCAUUAUGCCCCAAGAGUACCAUCUCUCAUGGCUCUUGCCAUAGCUUAAGCCUAAAGCAGCAGUUAGUCAUUUGCUCUGCCCAGCAGCUCAUGGAGGUCUGGCCUUUGUUGUCCACCCUUCUUCCAACACACCUCACUAAACCCAACACCUCCCCUUCUAUCUCCUCCCCCCCAUACUAAAACCUGCACUUUUUUUUUACUGUGACAUCACUCCCCUACCCGGUCACCUUGGCAACCUCUGCUUUGCACAGAUCCAGGAGUCUUUCCCUCUUUGUUGUGCUAAUGACCAGCAAUCAGCACCUUUGUUAAUGGCUUAUCCUUGGCUAGCUAUGUGAGCUAGCUGGACUUGUGAUCCCAAACUUUAAAGCAACAGUGCUGUACUUGCUGAGCAUUUGUUAUGUGACUUUUAAAAUCUGCCUUCCCAGCCUUGUGCUGUCCUGCUUUUUUGGACUCAACUCCCACCACACCUGACUGCUAGUCAUUCUGCUUGGGGAUGAGUGGGAGCAAAGCACCUGGGGGGCACCAAGUUGGGGAAAGGCUGUAAUGAUUAAAUUCUACAGUUCAGUUCUGCAAGUCCUGCCCCUGAGCAAAAUGUACAGGGCACCUGUGAUUAAUAGAAAUAUGAACAGUAGAAGAACUGAAAACCGUAUGCUAACAUGACUUAGUUGGUAGACACUUAAUCUCAUGGUUGUGGGUUCAAGCCCUACAUUGGGCAAAAGAUUCCUGCAUUGCAAGGGGUUGGACUAGAUGACCCUCGUGGUCCCUUCCAACUCUACUAUGAUUCUUUGAUUUAACACAUGCAUGGGAAAUUGAAGUAAAAGAGCACCUUAGAUGCGUGACAAUUAUUCACAGUUUACUUAGUGACUUAUAUGAUGGUGUUAAGCUGCUGUAGGGACGCAGGUGGCGCUGUGGGUUAAACCACAGAGCCUAGGGCUUGCCGGCUCCUGCUCAGUCCCAGCUCCUGCCAACCUAGCAGUUCGAAAGCACGUCAAAGUGCAAGUAGAUAAAUAAGUACCGCUACAGCAGGAAGGUAAACAACGUUUCCGUGUGCUGCUCUGGUUCGCCAGAAGCGGCUUUGUCAUGCUGGCCACAUGACCUGGAAGUUGUAUACUGGCUCCCUCGGCCAGUAAAGUGAGAUGAGUGCUGCAACCCCAGAGUCAGUCACGACUGGACCUAAUGGUCAGGGGUCCCUUUACCUUUACCUUACCUUCAGUAGCUUAGGAACUCACCAGACCUAAAUCCAGCCCUGAGCCAGACAGUAAAAUCGCAAGGAGUUAAAAAACAAGUUAAAAGCAAAUUGAGGUGAAAAACAAUAAACAAACAAAAGCAAAAGUCUCUCCCGGGAGCUUUAGUGGUCCAAUCCUAUACUGUAACAUUUCGCAGUUGCUUUGUUGAAAAUAGAAAGUCUUAAAUUUUAUAUUGCUUCACGGAACAUGAAGAGGAGCCCCAUAUGCAGAUGGACUGAAGGACGGCUAUACAUUGCAAGUGGACACACACAAAUGUGAAUUGUACUGACCUCAAAAUCUUAAGAUACAUGUUUUUUAAGCUGCUAUAUGUAUAUUCACUUUUCGGUUGGUUUUUUUUAGCUGGGGAAGGGAUGAUAUUGACACAAGUUCCAGUGAGCAUAGCUGUUGCUUAGUUUGGUACAGUACUGAUAAUGCCAAGGUCACAGGUUUGAUCCCUAUAAGGGGCCACCUGAAUAUUCCUGCAUUGCAGGUGUUUGGCCUAGAUGGCCCUCACGGUACCUUUCAAAUUUAGAAUUCUAUGAUUUUGUUCCUGGGUUCCUCAGAGUCUUAAAAAUACCAUGAGGGUAUUUUACCUUUACCUUUACCUUAAGCUGCUGUACUUAAAAUAGCAGCCUUUCUCUUCAAAAUGAAUGAGGUGUGCAUUGUUGCUGUGAGGUUGUUGCUUAUUUGCUGUGGUUUAAGAAGUGAUUGUUGGAAGUUUGGGAAUAACCCAGAGAGAAAUUCCUAGGUGUCAGAAAAGAUUAUAUAUUUAUGCAACAACUGCACCCAUGUUUUGUUAGCCCCAAAAUGGAAAGUGAACGAGGUCCCAGCUAAAGAGGAGUGGUAACUUAAGUUGACAGAAUAUGCAGAACUUGCAGAUUUAACAAAUAGAAUAAGAGAGCAAGAAUAUAUUUAAAGAAAAGUGGAAAACAUUUAUUGAAUGUAUGGAAAAUAACUAAAGCUGAAAACACUGGCAGUACUAAGAUAAAUUCAACAGAGGAAAUAAUUUCUGAUGGAUGUAAAAGUGGAAAACUGAUUUGCAUGGAAAAUAUGUGGGAAUGCAUGAUAUGUAAAAUGAAGGAGAAGAAGGGAAGUCAUUGGAUAUUUUAAUGUUUGUAAAAUAUUCAUUUUGAAAUUGAAAAUUGAAUAAAAAUAAUUAUAAAAUAGAAGUGAUGGUUGGAAGUGAUCCAGUCCAUAGAAGCUAUGCAACAUAUCAUUGUGAAGAUUUGAAGAGGGAACAAAAUAAAAAUAUUCCUUCCAGUAGCACCUUAGAGACCAACUAAGUUUGUCAUUGGUAUGAGCUUUCUUGUACACACACACUUCUUCAGAUACACUGAAAUGCACACAAAAGCUCAUACCAAUGACAAACUUAGUUGGUCUCUAAGGUGCUACUGGAAGGAAUUUUUUUAUUUUGUUUUGACUACUUCAGAACAACACGGCUACCUACCUGUAAUUUGAAGAGGGGUUAGCCUAGGUGACUUGGAGGCUGUAUCCUGUUCUCAGAUUUUAAUACAACAGCGAGAGAGACUCCUUGAAGCUUAAUAGCAAUUCAUGGUUCAGCUGUGUUAGUGGGGCAUCAUCAUUAUUUUUAAAAUCAUGGGAAGGUUGCGUAUGCAAAAGGCAGGGGAUUAGAACCUGAGUGCCAGAGCUUGCUUUCCCUAGUGAGCACUUAUUCAGAACAUCUAGCCCUUUAAGAAAAAAUAGGUACAGUACUAACAGUUGCAACUUAGCAACCUUAGCAACAGAACACUGCUUAGUCUCUGGUUCGCUAGGGAAGUGUGGAGCUGAAUCACAGGGAAUCUACCACUGCCUAACAUAUAGCAAGACUUCUGUGCCUUUCCCUGUGGAAUAAUGAAUAAGAGUCGCCUUUUUGAAUAGAAGAUACAAAAGAAGGCAGAAGAAGCAGGCCUUGUUGUGCCUGUUUUGUUAUGUGUGAGAGCCUUGCAGCCCCGAUCAAAUGAAAAUGAUGACAUGAAGACCUCUGUAUGCCGGAAGACCUCAAAGUAAGAAGAGCAUGUCAGCUCACUGAAUACUUACUUGAGCCAAGCAAGGAAAGAUACAGUCUACUAAAAGAGCUCUACCUGCAGCUAGAUAAAAAAUUGGAUGGAAAAAACUCCCUGUGUUGUGAGCUGCUGUUGGUUUGAAAGGUGUAUUGGCCAUUUGAUCCAGAAUUUUGGGACUGGAAAACUCUGAAGUGACACUGGAGAAGAAAAGAAGUUUCUGAUUCGGGGGAUGAUCUGAGUUGCAGGAAGAUGUCUGUCAGUGAAACUGCUAUGUUAGAUGUUUUCCUAAGUGAUAGUGAAGAUAAUAAUUCUGAAGGUCAAGAUACAUUAAAUCGGCCUAAAGUGAGAGUUAAAAAGCCCAUUGGGUCCUCGGAAAGGUACCAGAGGUGGCUUCAGUACAAAUUUUUCUGUGCUAUUUGCAAAAAGGAAUGUAUAGAGGCCAGAAUACUUCACCAUUCUAAGAUGCAUAUGGAAGGUGGCAUUUAUACAUGCCCAGUGUGUAUAAAAAAGUUCAAGAGGAAGGAUGUCUUUGUGAAGCAUGUGAUGGAACAUGUAAAAAUGCCUCCUAGUAGGAAAUACCGUGGUAAGAAGAAGUUGCUGUUGAAGAAAGAGAGGCUGGCAAAGAGCAGUCUAGCCAGAAUUGCUUUCGUGGCUUUGGGAGAACAAGCCAGAACUGACAUGCAGGAUUACAUCACGUUUAGUAAGCUAGAAAACUGCCACUUGCAGGACAGGGACCUGUACCCAUGCCCAGGCACGGAUUGCUCCAAGGUGUAUAAGCAAUUCAAGUACUUAAGUGUUCACUUGAAAGCUGAACACAAAAAUGAUCCAAAUGCAAUGCACUACCUGGACAUGAAAAACAGGAGAGAGAGGUGUGCAUACUGCAGGCGGCAUUUUGUUUCGGCGUUCCAUCUACAGGAGCAUGAACAUGUGCACAGUGGCCCUCAGCCGUACAUGUGUGUGUCAGUGGGCUGCUAUGCUAGGUUUGGAUCAGUGAAUGAGCUGCUCCGUCACAAGCUGCAACAUGACAAUCUGCGUUAUAAAUGUGAGCUCAGUGGCUGUAACAUUGUUUUCAGUGACUUGGGGCAGCUCUACCAUCACGAAGCUCAGCAUUUUAGGGAUGCUUCUUAUGCAUGCAACUUCAGUGGCUGUAAAAAAUUCUACUAUUUCGAAGCAGAGUUUACGGAUCACAUGUCGAUGCAUAUUACAAAUGGUCAAAUUAAGAAGGUACGGAUUAAGCAGGAGGAAAAUGUUUCUGGGGACAGUCUUACUUCCCUUUCAGAUUUGGAGGUAUUUGAACAAAAAGAUCCCGCCUGCCUACAUGAGAGUCUUAAUUUGCCUUCAGGAGCUACAAACUCAGAGGGAAUCCAGCAGGUUAAGCUAGAACCUACAAACUCAGAGGGAAUCCUGCAAGUUAAACAGGAAGCUAUGUUUGAUGGAGAGGUGGAUGUUAAAGUAAUUACAGUUUAAGAAGCAAUAUUGACCCUCUAGCCAGUGACAUGCAGUUGGUGCCAUUGACAGAAGCAGUAGAUUUGGCCGGGCAACUCCUCUCUCUUAAACUCCCCUGUUAAAAUGUUUUGAUCUGGGUUAAGCAGAUACAUAGUUAUUUUAGUCUUAACAUAGUGUUUUAUUGUCCAACAUAGAAUUUUAAAAUUCAUCUCUGGUUAUUUUUGUGCUUUAAAAAAAUGUUUUUAGUUGUUUUUAUUAUACUUUGUACAUCACAUUGAGAUAAAUAUAUUUGGAACACAACAUCUUAAAGACUUAACCAAUUUAUUCUGGCAAGAGCUUUUGAUUACCUCGGUUCACUUCAUGAAACGUAAUCGUAAAGUGGUCAGCAUAUAAAUACAUUAUUCUGGCAGUGUCUUUCUGUACCAUGGUCUAACAUAAACAGACCUUUUCAGGGUUGUUCUGAGACGGAUCCCAAGGUGUUGGCUGCUAUUAGAAUACAUUUCAGUACAUUUCAGUGGAAGGAAAAUGUCAAAAACAAUGCAGGAAAUAAUGCAGUUGUUUCUGUGAUGCUUGCAGAUUGAAAUAAAGAUAACGAAUAUGACUCCUAUUUGCUUGCAUGAUUUCUGUUCCAGGUCUCUGAAAACCAUGUGAAAUGCAGCAACUUCUCCUAUUUUCAUUUCUGAUUGGAUUCUCUGACACCAUAAACCACAACUCCCAUCUUCCCUUGCUGUGAUACAGAGGCCCACAGGUUCACCAUCCUGCUCUGUAUGAACAGCUGUGCAUCUAGAUGUGGUUUCAAGAGUAUGUGUCGUGAAAUUGCACCACCACAAUCUCUGGACAGCAGACUGAACAGGCACACAGAUCACCUGCUCAAAAUCAUCUUUGCUAUGGUAGGGCACUGAAACUUUUGAAAGUUGUGCUCUAUUUUACAUGGCUGAAAAAGAUUUUACAGUGGUACCUCGACUUACAAAGGCGAUCCAUUCCGCGGUGCUCUUCGUAAGUCAAAACCUUAGGAUGUUGAAGCGUCCGUUUUGCUCAUGGGCGAAGCGCGAUUUUGCACUUCUGCGCAUGCGCAGAACGCGCACAUGGCAAAAAUACUUCUGGGUUUGCCGACUUCGGAAGUUGAAACCUUUGGAAGUCGAGGCAUUCGGAUGUCAAGGUACCACUGUACAGCAGUUUGGAAAGGAUGGGAACCCAUUCAAACAAAAGCAAGUAAUUCUUUAGGGAGUCAUUGUGCUCUGCUGAGUUAAAUUAACAUUUUAUUGCAAUGGGUCAUUAGGUGUUUAAUACAACACAAAAAUAAAACACCUUAUGCUUCACCUAUAUACGAAUGACAUAUGAAUGGUUAGCUCACUGCCCAUAAGCACACAUUACCAGCACAUGUGUAAGCCACAGCUCUUACCUACCAAGGCCAGAAAUAGCACCAUGCCUAGAACUCACUCUAUGAUAAUGAGGUGAGGAGGAUGAAGGAUGUACAUUUCACCCCCUCCUGUCUAUUGCUUGGAUUGUUGAUCAAUGUUAAAGGUAUUUUGUAUGAACAACAAUUCGAAUUUAUAGGAAGGGUAUGUGUGAAACGUAUACUUUAUAUACGCCAGUGUGUGCUGUAAACUGGGUACUGUUGUAUGAUCUGCUUCAACCAGACUCUGUAAAAAUUGUGGUGUUUCUCUUGCUACUCUUAAUUUUUGUGCCAUUGCUACUGUCAGGGGGACUCCCUACAGGGAGCCUCCCCCCACCAUCCUGACCAGCACUUAGCCCAGCGACAGCGCGAGCAGCGGGUCAGGGGGAAGCGGAAUGGAGGAAGGAAGGCUCAGUGAGGCAUCAGAGCCCCUGCACCACUCUGACCAACAAGUGGAGGAGGGACGGCUCAGGGAGACGUCAGAGCCCAGGCACUGCCCCAGCCGGCCAGGGGAAGAAGGGGCACUGCGACUACCGGUGCCCAAAUUGAGGCGCGCGCCCAAACGCAGGGCAAAGUGGUGGCGUUUCGGGGUGCCCAGGUUAUUAUGUUGGCCCGGAGCCGACAAGUGCCAUUGCCGGGUUCUGAGAGUGACUAGGAGGUCAUGUUUUCUGCUAUUUCUGCACUGUAAAUGGUAUGCACAAUAAACCUUUAAAGACACAAUGCACUGGAGUAAGUACUGGAGCGUCUUUACUCGGGAGUAGCUGCAACAACUCCCUGACAGCUACUCUUAAUUUUUGUGUCAGUUUCCCUCCAGAAUGCUGAACACUCCCAGAACACCAGCAGAAUGUCCAAAAUGGGACAGGACACGAUCAGUUUCUAACUAUUUUAAAUGCUCCUUAACAGUUGCCCUUAAAAGGCUUGAACUAAGCCUUACUAUAAUACUUUUUGUUUAUUGAAACAUAUAAAGGGGCAGUAAUAACACGAAGCUCAGAAUGACUCUGUUUCAGCUGAGCCUACACAAGAUGCUGUGAAAGUAUUUGUUGUUUAUUCACUCCAUUUCUAAACUUCCAUUCACCUAAUGUAUGUCUAUAAUGAAGGUACAUAGAAGCAGUUAGAAAAGAAUAUGAAACAAAAAAUCCAAAUAAUUCACAAAUAGUUAAAACAGGGUAUAAAAAAAGCAAGGUCUGAAUGCUGUGAUGUACCAAAAUUUUAAAGGUUGCAUUUUAAUUGAAAACCAAAACAUUUCCAAUUUUCUAUGACAAAUAAAAACUUUUUUAAAAAAAUCUCUAACUGGCAAGGAAAACAAACAUUAAUCCUAUAACGAGCGAGGAAACAAGUCUCUCCAGACUGAGUAAUGUAAAAUCUGCGGAUCGCAUUCCACCUUCUUGCUGCAGCUCCACGCCGGAAGCUUCGCCUCCUUCCCCGCCUCUCCGAAGUAGCUCCGCCUCUCCUCCCCAUUGGGCAGCGCUGGGAAGUGGGGCGGGAGGGAAAAAACCAGCUCCAGCAGCGCGCUGCAUUUGCGUCAUCGCCCCGCGAGAGGGGCGAACGCCCAAUGGGAACCUGUCUUUCGCGGCCGCCUCGCCUCGCCGAAGGGUGGCAGCAUGCGCAGGAGCCGGGAGUGGGCGGGAUCGUCGGGUCACGUGGGCCCGUCCCCCGCCGAUGUGGUCAGCGGCUGCGGGGUCACGUGAUUCUUUGCCUAUGCGCUGUGGGGCCGGGUGCAGAUGGCGGACGCCGAGGCUGACGCGGCCCUGCAGCCAGAGAUGCCCCGGCUGGCCGCCGGCCUCAGCUCUCGGCUCCGGCAGCUGCAGGUGGAGCUCAGCGAGCAGGGGGUGGACGAGGGCUCGUCGGCCGCCUAUUGCCGGGAAUUCUUUCAGGUGCAGCAGUGGAUGCGCUGGACCAUUGUCUUUCCUCAGUAAAAUACUGGAUGGGAGCCAACAAUGGAAGCUCAAUCAAGAGAAGACUGAGGCACUGUUAGUGGGUGGUUCCCUAGACCGGAUGGAUGGAAGGUGGCCUGCUCUUAUGGGGUUACAUUCCCUCUGAAGGAGCAGGUACAUCGCUUGGGAGUACUAGAUGCUUUGCUGUUGCUUGAAGCUUAGGUCACCUCAGUUGCACGAAACGCCUUCCAUCAGUUUCAUCUGGUGGCCCAUCUGUGCCCCUAUCUGGACAGGGAUAGCCCAGCUUCUAUCAACUAUGCUGUCGUAACUUCUAGUAAUGCAUUAUACGUGCAACGGCCUCUCAUAUUGGUUCAGAAAAUUAAGCUAGUGUAGGAUUCCUCUACUAGGUUGCUCACCAGGCCAUGACAGUUUGAGCAUAUUACAGUGAUCCUAGCCUAACUGCACUGGCUUCCAAUUGGUUUCCUGGCCCAGUUCAAAGUGCUGGUUUUGUCCUAUAAAGCCUUAAACUGCUCAUGACUGCAAUACCUCAAAGACUACGUAUCCCCAUGUGAACCAACCCAGAACCUGCAAUCCUCAUUGGAGGCCCUUUUUAUGCCUCCUCAAUGAGAUGUCAGGAGGAUGGCAACAGGGGGACAGGCCUCUAUUGCAGUAACUCCCCAUUUGUGGAAUGCUCUCCCCAGGGAGGCUCGCCUAGCACCUUCAUUAUGCAUCUUUAAGUGUCAGGUGAAAAUGUCCCUAUUCAAUCAGGCCUUCAGCUGAUUAACAUUCUGUGUCCUCUUAAAUGUUUUUGUGGGAGGUGGGGCCAUGGGUUUAUCUUGUUCUUAUUUUUAUUUUGUAUUUUUAUGCUGUCAGCCACCCUGGGAUCUUUGGAUGAAGGGAGGUAAAUAAGUAACUUAAAUAUUUAAUCAUGAUUGAUGAGGAAAACACAACAAUAUUAAAACUCCAUAAGCAGCAUUAAAAAAAACUGAUUUCAACUUCCAAGGGAGUGAAAC